Messenger RNA from Amoebophrya sp. A25, 438 nucleotides. The record is from the annotation of a GenBank genome assembly. Lineage: Eukaryota; Dinophyceae; Syndiniales; Amoebophryaceae.
AUGGUCCUCGUGGAGGGCGGUGAGGGAACGCUCCGCAGCUCAGCUGGCGUGCUUGGCGGAGAUUCUUCCGAUCACAAGAAUGCGCUCGAUCCCGUUGGAGGGUCGCUAUCACCUGCGCGCCGACUUACGAGGCCACGCGACAGCUCUGGCGCGUUGCUGAUGCAGAGUCACACGACCAUCGGACUAGAACCCACGACAUCAUCUUCGCAUGCGAGUCCAAAUACUACAGGAGGAGGGGGCUUUGUUAUGGCUCUUGCAUUUACAUCCCAAUAGCAAUAGACCGCUCGGAAUUUAGAAAGAAAAACUUGGCGGCAGUUCGUACUAGUCGUACCCACUUUAUCUCCACGCGGCCACCUUCUUCGAAGAGAAUACAGACGGAUUGCCGUGAGUGCCCCUUUCAUAUCUCGUCGCAAGAGCGGGCCUACGACUACGACCGGC